This is a messenger RNA of Colletes gigas, 2038 nucleotides long. It is a transcript of the gene Rab40, whose product is annotated as ras-related protein Rab-40C. The record is from RefSeq and is a predicted model, not a curated record. Gene Ontology annotation, molecular function: GTPase activity; GTP binding. Gene Ontology annotation, biological process: protein localization to plasma membrane; intracellular signal transduction. NCBI's taxonomy places the organism in Eukaryota, Metazoa, Arthropoda, Insecta, Hymenoptera, Colletidae. Gene Ontology annotation, cellular component: endosome; plasma membrane; synaptic vesicle. The transcript has 4 exons. The coding region runs from base 267 to 1151 and encodes 294 amino acids.
UGAUACGCUGGAAAGUAGACACCGUUCUUGUUUUGUUAUGAUUUUGCUUAAAAGUAAAACAGUUGUUGAUGAAAAAACAAUAAGAAGAAGCGUCGUCGAUGCGCUGAAGGAACUUGAUGUUUCGUGCGGUAUGGUUUGAUCAACGAAAACGAUUCAUUAGAAAAGUUCAUCCGUCCACGGAUUCUAAACGCAGAAAACAUUAAAGGGGAGAUCAGUGCUUAUAGGGUCGCCUGCAGUAUGCUCAGGGUUUCCAAUACAGGGAUAUUAUGGCUGCAGGUGAGGCCAGGACAACAAAGCCUCGUCAAGAAAAACAAUACGAUUACCUCCUCAAAUUUCUACUGGUGGGUGACAGCGAUGUCGGAAAGCAAGAGAUCUUGAGUGGACUCGAAGAUGGUGCUGCUGAAUCUCCGUUUUGCAGUGGCAGUGCGUAUAAGACUACUACUAUCCUGCUGGAUGGGAAAAGAGUAAAAUUACAACUAUGGGACACGUCGGGUCAAGGUAGAUUUUGUACAAUAAUCAGAUCUUAUUCUCGUGGUGCACAAGGUAUACUUUUAGUCUAUGACAUUACCAAUAAAUGGUCUUUCGAUGGCAUUGACAGAUGGUUGAAGGAAGUUGAAGAGCAUGCUCCUGGGGUACCAAAAGUACUUGUUGGCAAUCGCCUUCAUUUAGCUUUUAAAAGGCAAGUAGGAGAACGUGAUGCAGAAGCAUACGCAGCUAAAAAUCGUAUGGCAUUUUUCGAGGUAUCGCCUCUUUGUGAUUUUAACAUACGUGAAAGUUUCUCGGAGCUUUCUCGCAUGGCUUUACAUCGUAAUGGUAUGGAAAGGCUAUGGCGAUCCAAUAAAGUACUCAGUCUUCAAGAACUUGCAUGCCGUGCAAUAGUAGCAAGAACAACAGUUUAUGGUAUAGAUCAGCUUCCGUUGCCUAAAUCUAUUAAAUCUCACCUAAAAUCUUACGCGAUGACAACUACAUCGCAAUUACGUUAUAAUGGAAAUAGAUCAUUGAGCUCUAGUAAAAGCCUAGGAUCCCAUCACCGAAAAUUACGUUUCGUUGGAAUAGGUCAUAACGGACUAUCGACUCCAGGUAGUUCACCUGGGAGUAUAACAGAUUCUCGUACUAGUUGCGUCGGUCGUAAUUCUUGCACAAUAUCUUGAGAGUAAUUUCAACGUUGCAGUUAAUUUGUGAACAUGCAACAUAAUGUCAACGUUCUUCCUUCUUAUUUUGAUGUAUAGCGUUUUCAUAAAAUAUGUGCCAUUGGAAGUGGUAAAGAAUUUGUAACGUUUCUUCUUAAAUAAUAAUUAUAAUAUGAAUUGUCAACAAUCUAACAUAGGAAAAUGUGAUUACUUACCAUCAAGAAGUUUAGAUAACAGUAAUAAUUUUACACUUGAUGUGACAGUCAUUAUACGUUAAAAUACUUUUUAUGUUGUAUUUUUUUCCGAAUUUCCAAGGUAUAAAAAUAUAUGAUAAUAAUAAUAAUGAGCUUAAGCAGAAAUAAUUUCAUAUGGAUCGCUAUAAGCGUGCUGUUUGUUAUACAGACUAGUAUCUAACUUUUGGCAUAAGCAAUCAACUGUUUAGUAAUACUUUAAAUGUCAGUUUAUAUAAUAUCUUUAAUGAAGUUCUUAAACGUUUAUAAACAUUUAAAGUCUAAAGGAGUAUGAGUUUCAUUCAACGAUUAGCAAUAUAUUAUGGAAUCACAAUAAUUGAUCCAAAAUAUACCCAUAUUUUGCCGAAUCUCCAUAAGCUGCAGAUGUUUUUAUCUAAUAAUUAAAAACCGUUAAUACGUUUUACAUAUUUCAGUGCACAAUGUUGUUUUUUAAAUCGAAAAAGCUGGAAAUGUUGAAGUGGAAAGUACAAGUUCAUUAAGUCUACAGUGGUUGUGGUGUAGACUAGGAAUAAUAUAAGAUGAAUAGUUUAGGGCAGCUAAUUUGAUAUUAGCAUGUAAGAACAAUGUUCCCAACAGUUAUUACAUAUAACAUUUUGCAAAAAUCAUUCUUUUUAUACACUAAUUUUCAAUAAUAAUAUAAUAAGUGAAAAAAGUUAU